This is a messenger RNA of Asterias rubens (European starfish), 1487 nucleotides long. Its product is annotated as sortilin-related receptor-like. The transcript is spliced from 8 exons. Bases 181 to 1083 code for a protein of 300 amino acids. The record is from RefSeq and is a predicted model, not a curated record. Gene Ontology annotation, molecular function: protein binding. Lineage: Eukaryota; Metazoa; Echinodermata; Asteroidea; Forcipulatida; Asteriidae.
UUUCCUAGAAAUUUAACAACAGUCUAUGUUCCUGUGUAUUCAUGAAACAUCACGAGUUCCGGUUUGCCCGACCGUGUCGUUCAUGUACAUGAUCAAUCCGUCAAUACACACACUAGAAAUGUAUGAGAUCUUGCAACAAAAUGACCGUCAAAAUCAUUUUCGUUUUUUUCUGUAGCUGUGAUGGUUUUUGCUCAAUGCGUGUACAAUGUAUGCGGGCAGACAGCGGCUUGCAUAGCUGGUUUGGGUGAUUAUCAAUGCAAUAAUGGACAUGGAUGCUACUACAGUUUCCAGAAGUGCGACUCUUAUAAUGAAUGUGAUGACAAAUCAGAUGAUCUGAACUGUGAAAAGUGUAACAUUUACAACACGUUCUACUGCCCGUCAUCUCGUCAAUGUGUUUCAAAGGAUAAGGUAUGCGAUGGCAGUCAGGAUUGCCUCAAUGGUGAAGACGAAGAUGUCACUUAUUGUUCUAUACAUUGUGUGUCUGGUGUGGGUGACUAUCAAUGCAAUGAUGGCAAUGGAUGCUACAGUGACUUUGACAAAUGCAACUAUUAUAAUACAUGUGAUGACAAAUCGGAUGACUUGAACUGUGAUAGUUGUACCGGUACCUUGUCUUUCUACUGCCCGUCAUCUCGUCAAUGUGUAUCAACGUUUAUGGUCUGUGAUGGCAAUCUGGAUUGCCUCAAUGGUGAAGACGAAGGCGAACCUGCCGGUUGUCUUACGCCCUGUACGGAUGGUACUGGUGGUGUUCAAUGCAAUGAUGGAAAUGGAUGCUACGAUUUGGGUCAAAAGUGCGACGUUUUUAAUGAAUGUGAUGAUAAAUCAGAUGAAUUGGGCUGUGAUAAAGGUUGCAACCAUCCUCACUAUUUCGUCUGCCCGUCAAAUCUUCAAUGUAUAGACAGGAACCUCGUCUGUGAUGGCCAUCUGGACUGCCUCAAUGGUGACGACGAAGACGCAACUUAUUGCCCCACUAUUUGGAACUAUUGGAGUAGAGGUCAGAUGGCAGGAAUGGUCAUCGGUUUUGUCAUCUAUCUUGUCACUGUCAUCGUCAUGGUCGUUGUAGUGCACAAGAGAUGCAAGAAGUAAUCAUGGAAACCACCAAUGCCUUAGUUUAAUCUGUGCGCGAUCACCAAAACAAGAAAGUUGAUCCAUUUAUUACAACACCUUCAAUAGAGCUCACUCCAUGAUGGUCGCAGUUUGCAAGUAAGGUGCGACAAACACAUAGGCAACACAUUUGUAUUGGCACUUGUCUUCUUCAAAUUGUAAAUGUUUUUCCUUCCAAUAAAGCAACAUAGACUUUUGCUGGAGGAACGAACCCUCUUUUGUAUUAGUACUGUUAUUGAAUGUUUAUUAUAUUCUAAUAAUAAUAUAUUAGCCUUGCAAUACGACCGUGUGGUAUCAACCAGAAUAGUUAUUGUAAUAAAGACACUGGACACCUUAAUAGUAACGGUCAAAGACCAGUCUUCUCACUUGGUUUAUCUCACCAUAUG